This is a messenger RNA of Symbiodinium sp. CCMP2456, 753 nucleotides long. The record is from the annotation of a GenBank genome assembly. NCBI's taxonomy places the organism in Eukaryota, Dinophyceae, Suessiales, Symbiodiniaceae.
AUGGCUUCCGAUGAUGUGCUCAGGUGCCCCGAGCUCAGCAACACGCUUGCCCCGCCCGAGGGCCUUCAUACAGGCCACGUGGAGGGAGAAACUGCCGAGCCACUUCAAGCUGGCAAUGUCCGAUGGCUUUGCAUCGCAGGAGACGGUGCCACGACGCGAUUGAAGCGGGAUGCUGUGGUCCUCGCUUCCUGGAGCAUGUUGGUGCUAGGCUCCGCGCACUGGUCCUUGCUGCCGCCCGGUUCGGUCCUGGCAUCAGACGAUGGAAGCAUCUGGGGCAAUGUGGCAUCGGAGGCGUGUUUGCGCUUCUCCUGCUACUCGCUCAUACUGCUACUCCCACUCCCACUCGCACUGCAGGACUCCCACCAUGACGACAAGGACGACGAAGAUCACGAGCAAGCUGACGUAAACUAUCAGUACAAGAUCCGGUACUUCGGCAUCAACGGCCUGUACUGUGCAUACAACGCUGCCAUGUAUCGAUCCGGGAAGAAGACCAUCGGGACGAUGGCAGGAUAUCAUGGACACGACCAGACACCCCUUAUGGCGGCAGUGAUGACAGGGCAAUACGAGGGCGCUGCAGCGCUCCUAGCUGCCGGGGCUCUCUUGGACCUUCGCAACUAUCGCAACUGGACAGCCGCAGACUUCUCGCGGGGACAUUCGCUGCCGCGGUUUCUGUUGGAGGCACUUGAAGGGCAGACGACCGAGGCGGAGCGAAUUACGGCAGAUGCCGUGGCUAGCAGCUUCUUUCAAAUCUAA